AUGGAGCCGUCUGCAGAACUGUGUGUCGUGUUUCUGGCCGUGCUCCUGGCCAGCGUUAUUCUCCCCAUGUACAGCGUUGACGAGACCAACUUCCUGACUGCCAGAAGUGCGCUGAUUAAGUCAGAGAACUGUGCUCGAUUGGGCAGUAACGUAAAGCUGGACACGAAUGAGAAGAUGGUCAGUAGCUUUCUGCUGAUGGAAAAACAGAAAGUCAUAAAUGCCGCCCGCUUGAACAGAUCCAUCUACAUGCCUGCAGCCAGUUUUUUCCUGUCUAAGAGAUGGAUGCAGAACACUCCAGUUUUCAAGAUUAUUAGCAAAAUGCCAAAAGGUGCCGCCCUCCACAUCCACGAGCUGGCUUUGACCAGCCUCGACUGGCUGAUCUCCAACCUGACCUAUCGAGACAACGCGUACAUGUGUAAGGCCAAGCACGGCUACCUCAAGUUUGCUGUCUUCAGUACGCUUUCCAGGAAUCCCGAUUGCGCGUGGAAGUCAGUGAAACAAGAACGCACAGCUUCUGGUAAUGCUGCUUUAUUUAAUGAACGGCUCAAGAAGAACCUCAGUCUCCUGGCCACCGACCCACUGAAAACGUUCGAGACGCCUAGUGAUGCCCAGAGACGGCUGGAAAUUUACCAGGAUCAGGUGGAGAAUCUCAUCCGGAGGCCCACAGUUUUGACGGAUUACCUGACCCAAGCCAUCAAGGAAUUCCAAGCAGACAAUGUUCUGUAUAUGGAAGUCAGGGCGCGUCUCACAGGCAUGAUCGAUGAGCACGGCGAACCAGUUUCUCCAGAGGGAGUGUUGGAGAUGUAUGAAAAUGUGGGAUACGAAAUCGUCAACAAGUUUAGAAACUUCAGUGGUUUAAGGAUUAUCCACACAAGUCCCAGGUACAGCACGCCUGCUGAGGUUCUGAGGGAAGUCCAGCUAGCCAUGAAACUGCGAGGCGAUUACUCGGACAUCCUUGUGGGGUUCGACCUGGACGGCUUUGAGAAUCCAGGACAGUCUCUAAGCUACUACCUUGAUGCUUUGCUUUUCCCAACUCGGUCGAAGCAAGACCUUUCCCUACCUUACUUCUUUCAUGCUUCUGAGAACUUGUGGUUUGGAACAGACGCUGACGAGAACAUCGUUGAUGCUGUGAUGUUGAAUGUUAGCCGCAUAGGCCAUGCUUACUCCUUGCCAAAAUACGCGAAGACUAUGGACAUUAUCAAGGACAAAAUGAUAGGCAUUGAGGUCAACCCUAUCUCCAAUCAGGUUAUGGGCCUAGUCCAGGACUUGAGAAACCACGCAAUCAUCCCAGUGCUGACCGUGGACACCCCGAUUUUGAUCAGUUCUGACUACCCCGCCGCCUGGGAAGCCUUGCCGCUCUCACACGACCUCUACGUGUCCUUCAUGGCGCUGAGCUCAAAGAAUUCCGGAUUGCGUUAUCUUAAAGAGAUGAUCACUCAUUCGAUUGA
Molecule: messenger RNA, 1448 nt
Organism: Candidula unifasciata
Lineage: Eukaryota; Metazoa; Mollusca; Gastropoda; Stylommatophora; Geomitridae
Source: the annotation of a GenBank genome assembly